Molecule: messenger RNA, 234 nt
Organism: Cetraspora pellucida
Lineage: Eukaryota; Fungi; Glomeromycota; Glomeromycetes; Diversisporales; Gigasporaceae
Source: the annotation of a GenBank genome assembly
UUACAAAAGAUUACAAUGAUUAAUCUUACUACUUUAGAAUGUUCUUUGUCUUUAAAUUAUCAUUAUAUUGUUGAUUCAUUUAAACUAUUUCAAGUAUUAAAUUUUUUGAAUGCAUUUUCUAAUUCAUUUGAAGCAAAACUUCAUGUAAAUAUCUGUACAGUUGAUGAUACUACAAAAUGGUUUGAUGAAUUUUCCAAUCUGCACAAGACUACUAUGUGGGAAACACAGAGAUGA